CUCUGCUGUCGUCGUGGUGCGAGGAGCUGGGUCGUCUCCUCCUGCUGCGUCACCAGAAGAACAGGCAGAACGAACCGCAGGGAAAAGUCCCCAUGCAGCCCAGCAUGAACAGCAUGAAGCCCGGCCUCACACACAGCGAUGGAUCCUUUCCCUAUGACUCGGUCCCCUGGCAACAAAACACCAACCAGCCUCCUGGGUCAUUGUCUGUUGUUACAACAGUGUGGGGCGUGACCAACACGUCACAGAGUCAGGUGUUGUGUAACCCCAUGGCCAGCAGCAAUAACCACAUGAAUCCCGGGGGAAACCCGAUGGGAUCGGGAAUGUCGGCCAGCGCAGCGGGGCUCAGCUCCCCUCAGUUCAACGCUCAGCAGCAGCAGUUUCCAAACAAGGGAGGUUCCAGCCAGUCGUACAUGCAGCAGGGCAUGUACGGCAGGCCUGGCUACCCCGGAGGCCCCGGAGGAUACAGCGGAAGUUUCUCCGGAGGCCCAAACACUCCACCUGGCGGUAUGGGAAUGACCACCCACACACGUCCUCCCGGCGACUUCACUCCACCAGCUGCCGCCGCUGCAGCCGCGGCCGUCGCUGCCGCCGCCGCCACGGCCACGGCCACAGCGACGGCCACCGUGGCGGCGCUGCAGGAGACGCAGAAUAAAGACAUGAACCAGUACGGACAGAUGUGCCCGUCGUUCCAGAUGGGGCCGACUCCAGCCUACAGCAGCCAGUUCAUGAACCAGUCGGGCCCACGAGGCCCCCCGGGAGGGAUGAAUCCAGCCAGCAUGGGGUCUGCUAUGAACAACCCCAACAUGAGUGGGCCGCCGAUAGGUAUGAGCCAGGCUCGGGCUCCAGGCAUGGCGCCGUUUGGAGCUCACGGCCAACGGAUGCCUCACCAAGGGUAUCCUGGGGGUCCGCGACAGGGCAUGCCCAUGCAGGGGAUGAAGAGGCCAUAUCCUGGGGAGGGGAGUUAUGGGGGUCAGCAGUAUGGGCCAAACAGCCAGUUCCAGCCUCAGCAGGGUCAGUACCCCACCUCAAACGCUUCCAGGCCGCUGCCCUCCCCUAACUACCCCAGCCAGAGGAUGCCAGUGCAGCAGGGACAAGGGCAGUACCCUCCUGGUAUGCCCAUGGGCCAGUACUACAAGCAAGAACCCUUCAAUGGUCAGAACACCAACUUCUCCGGAGGUGGAUACUCCUACAGCCAAGGCAAUGGGCCUCCAAGGCCCGGUAACUACCCCCACUCCCCCGUCCCUGGAAAUCCCACACCUCCUAUGACUCCAGGAAGUAGUAUUCCUCCAUAUCUGUCGCCAAACCAGGAUGUGAAACCGCCCUUUCCACCUGACAUGAAACCAAAUAUGACAGCACUUCCGCCCCCUCCAAAUAACCCCAACGAGGAGCUGCGCCUGACCUUCCCAGUCAGGGAUGGAGUGGUGCUGGAACCAUUCCGCCUGGAGCACAACCUGGCUGUCAGUAACCACGUCUUCCACCUGCGACCGUCUGUCCACCAGACCCUCAUGUGGAGGUCAGACCUUGAACUGCAGUUUAAGUGCUACCACCACGAAGACAGACAGAUGAACACGAACUGGCCCGCCUCGGUCCAGGUCAGCGUCAACGCCACGCCCCUCACCAUCGAGAGGGGCGACAACAAGACCUCCCACAAACCGCUGCACCUGAAGCACGUCUGCCAACCUGGGAGGAACACGAUCCAGAUCACGGUCACCGCCUGCUGUUGUUCCCACCUGUUUGUGCUCCAGCUGGUCCACCGGCCGUCGGUGCGCUCCGUCCUCCAGGGGCUGCUAAAGAAGAGGCUCCUUCCUGCAGAGCACUGCAUCACCAAGAUAAAGAGGAACUUCAGCAGCGUCGCUGCGUCGGCAGGCAACACCACUCUGAACGGCGAGGACGGCGUGGAGCAGACGGCCAUUAAAGUGUCGCUGAAAUGCCCCAUUACCUUCCGACGCAUCCAGCUACCCGCUCGAGGGCACGACUGCAAACACGUGCAGUGCUUCGACCUGGAGUCCUACCUGCAGCUCAACUGUGAGAGGGGGACGUGGAGGUGUCCUGUGUGCAAUAAAACGGCAUUAUUAGAAGGCCUGGAGGUAGACCAGUUCAUGUGGGGAAUCCUUAACGCCAUCCAAAAUUCUGAGUUUGAAGAGGUCACCAUAGACCCUACGUGUAGCUGGAGACCUGUUCCUAUCAAGUCUGAGCUCCACAUCAAAGAGGACCCCGACGGACCGCUGGCCAAGCGCUUUAAGACCAUGAGCCCGAGCCAGAUGACCAUGCCCAAUGUGAUGGAGAUGAUCGCUCAGUUAGGGCCCGGUUCAGGCCCAGGACCUGGCCCUGGCCCUGGGUCUGGACCAGGCCCAAGUCCUUACCAUCCUCAUCCUGGCCAGCAUCCCAGUGGCAACGGGGGAGAAUAUCCUGGAGCAGGGAGGAGGUCCUAUAAAUGAUUUCAUUCACGGUCCUCAGCUCUCCCACCCCCCUGAAGGACCUGGUGGUCUUCUCUCCCAGGACAAGCCCCUCAGUCACAGCAUGAAUGAUGCAAUGUCCCAUUCAGAUCAGUCCCAUAACUCCAUGCAGCAGAGCUUGCAUGCGUCUCCGCACCCCGGCAGCCAAUCGGGGCCGCCCUUGCAUCACAGCGGCCAAUCAGGGCAGCCCUUGCAUCACAGCGGGCAGUCAUCGCAGCCGCCUCGCCAGCCGCAGCCUCAGCCGCAGCCUCAGCCGCAGCAUCCCGGGCAGAACAGUCACCCCCACAGCGAUCUGAGCUUUAACCCCUCCUCGGACGGGCCGAUGGGUCAGGGAGCCCAGGAUAUGCCCGAACCGUCCCUGGAUCUGCUUCCAGAGCUGGCCAAUCCAGAAGAGCUCCUCUCAUACUUGGACCCUCCCGACCUCCCCGCCAACAGCAACGACGACCUGCUCUCCCUUUUUGAGAACAACUAGUCCUUCCUGAUCCCUCCGCC
This is a messenger RNA of Austrofundulus limnaeus, 2948 nucleotides long. It is a transcript of the gene zmiz1a, whose product is annotated as zinc finger, MIZ-type containing 1a. Lineage: Eukaryota; Metazoa; Chordata; Actinopteri; Cyprinodontiformes; Rivulidae. Gene Ontology annotation, cellular component: chromatin. Gene Ontology annotation, biological process: regulation of transcription by RNA polymerase II; protein sumoylation. Gene Ontology annotation, molecular function: zinc ion binding; SUMO ligase activity. The record is from RefSeq and is a predicted model, not a curated record.